Calidris pugnax (ruff) is the source of this 1818-nucleotide messenger RNA. RefSeq names its product V-set and immunoglobulin domain containing 10 (gene VSIG10). Lineage: Eukaryota; Metazoa; Chordata; Aves; Charadriiformes; Scolopacidae. Bases 1 to 1383 code for a protein of 460 amino acids. The transcript has 9 exons. The record is from RefSeq and is a predicted model, not a curated record.
AUGGCGGCCGGGGUCGGGGGGCGCCCAAGAUGGCGGGCGGCCUCGGGGGGCGCCCAAGAUGGCGGCCGGGGUCGGGGGGCGCCCAAGAUGGCGGCCGGGGUCGGGGGGCGCCCAAGAGGCAUUGGAAAAGGCUGCCCAGGGAAGCUGUGGAAUCACCACCCUGGAGGAACAGAGGAAGUGGUCUACGGGAAGGUCGGAGGAACCAUCCUCCUUUUAUGCCGAAAUGUCUCCAAAGAAGCAACCGAGGUGGUCUGGUUUCAGGGGGACCCACACUCAUUUCCCCCGCUCUUCUCCUCCAAGGUGGCCUUCCCCCCCGACAUCCGUUUCUCCCUGGUGGACAACAGCUCCCUGCGCAUCUCCGAGCUGCGUCUGCAGGACGAGGGCAACUACACCUGCAAGGAGGUGCUGAACAAGACAGACCACGAGCACAGGGUCCAGCUUCUGGUAGCCAAUCCACCGCACUCAACCCCAAAAUGCUGGGCUGAAACCUCCUCAUCGGGGCUGAUGCUGCAACUGUUUUGCAGCUGGCCUGGGGGGUACCCCCACCCCACCCUGCACUGGAGAGAAGAGGGGCAUGAUCUGGAGAACUCCAGCUGGGUCAUCAGCUCCACGAGCUCCUCGGACACCCAUGUGGAAACACUGAACAGCUCCCACCUCUCCCACCACAAAGUCUUCAAGUGCGUGGGGAGCCACGUCGUCAACCAGGAGGAGCCUGCAUGCACUGUGGAGAUAAAAAUGCCUUCUCUGGAAUCGGAGGCACCAAAGACCUGCUUUGUUGGUGACGAUGUGACCCUGACGUGCCGUGUGACGGAGAGCACCCCGGCGGCCAGGAUCACCUGGCUGCGGGACAUCAGCCGGCCCGAGGUGGAGAUCCAAGCUGGAGGGAGGUACCUCAUCACCCAGGAGGGGAACGUGUCCCGUCUCACCAUCCGGAACUGCUCCCAGGACACCGACGGGGGCUGCUACGUCUGCAAGGCACAGAACCCCGUGGGGCUGAGGGAGCUCUUCGUCUGCCUGACGGUGACGCAGCCGGUGAACAUUGUUGGGGUUGUGGCUGCAGUGCUGGUCCUGUCCCUGGUAGCUGUUCUCACCGUCGUCAUCGUCAUCUUGUACUAUGAUCCCCUCCUGUGCCUGAGAGGUGCUGCAUUCAGGAACCAGGACUUGGGUGAUGUCUUAGUGCUGGUGGACUCCGAAGAUGAGGAUGAGGGGAAGGGGGAAGAGGAGACCAUGAACGGCUCCACCAAGCACAAAGCAGUGGCACUUGUCAACGGGAGCAGCGUCCCAGCUGCUUACCUCAACUGCCUUAUGGAAGGUGACGAUGGCGAGGAGCACAGCAGGGUCUCUCCACAGGAAAGGAAGGAAGAAGAUACGCGUGGCACGUAGAUCCCAUCCCUUCCUGCAGAAGCACGUGGAGCUGGACAUCAAGCAUGUCCUGGUUGCCCUGUGGACGAGCGCGGGCCGUUGGUGUCCCUCAGCAGGCUGGUGUGGUCAGGGCAUCCCCACAUCUUCCUCCACUGGCCCCUUCCCCAGCUCUCACCCCAUCUGUCCCCAGCCCUGUUUCUCCAUUUCUCCUCUUUUCAUCUUCCCCUUUGCCUCGGGUGUCCUUUUUAACACCCAGCGCAGGCAGAACCAGGGAGGUGGGUCCCAGUUGCCCGCUCACCUCGAUGCCUGUGGCGGACUCAGACACCAGUACGGUGUCCCAGUUGCCAUCAGCAGCACUGGGAGUGUGGGGAGUGAGAUGGAGACAGUUGCCAUGGGGCCACCGUGGCCCCGGGAUAACGAGACAAACAACUGGUGCACGGGCAGGACGUGGGUGGU